AACAGGUACUUUGCAGAGCACAGACUGCUGGCUGACGGGCUCACAGAUAAAGGAUUGUCACAUGGAAUAAAACACAUUUUAUGUAGCAGAUUGAGGUUUAAUUUAUCUUUUUACAUUCUAUUAAACAACUAAAUAGACCUGUUUACAUUUUCUAUCUUCAAAUUAAACGAAAAGGCCAAGCGAUGUUUUCCUUCUCUGUUGCCCUUCUCCUGCUGUGUGCCACACCUCUACCCACCACGGCUGUGGCACUGCCCUUUGCGCAGAAGGGCUUCAUGGACUUAGGAAAGCGCAUCGAUGUGGAGGGGCUGAUGAUGAUGAUGAUGAACGACGAAGAGGAUGGCUCAGCGGAUGGGGAACACUAUAAACCAGAUUACUUUAAACCAGAACAGCCUACCUGCCCAUUCGGCUGUCAGUGUAACCAGAAGGUUGUGCAGUGCUCUGACUUGGGUUUAUUUUAUGUGCCACAUGACAUCCCCCGGGAGACGAGGCUCCUGGACCUUCAAAGCAAUCAGAUCACAGAGAUAAGAGAGGAUGACUUCAAGGGACUCAGCAACCUCUAUACACUGGUGUUGGUGAAUAACAAGAUAUCCAGGGUGCACCCACGGGCCCUUAUGCCUCUCAAAAUGAUGCACAAGCUCUACUUCUCGCACAACCAACUAACAGCUGUGCCAAGAAACCUGCCCUCCUCCCUGGUGGAGCUGCGAAUCCACGACAACCACAUCAAGAGGGUGGCAGCUGGGGCAUUCUCUGGUCUGAGAAACAUGAACUGCAUUGAGAUGGGGAGGAAUCCUAUUCAGAACAGUGGUUUGGAACCAGGAGCCUUUGAUGGUCUCAAACUCUCUUUUCUUCGCAUCUCUGAGGCAAAACUCACAGGCAUCCCUAAAGAUCUGCCUGAGGGUCUACAUGAGUUGCAUUUGGAUGGUAAUCAAAUUCAAGCCAUUGAACAAGGAGAUCUAAACCAAUAUGAUGGUUUGUACAGGUUGGGUCUAGGCUAUAAUCAAAUUCGCCACAUUGAGCACGGCAGCUUGUACUACCUGCAAAACCUGAGAGAGCUGCAUCUAGAGAACAACCGGAUCAACAAUGUGCCUGGAGGCCUUGCUGGAAUGAAAUAUCUGCAGGUAGUCUACCUUCACUCCAACAACAUCAGCCAUGUUGACGUCAAUGACUUCUGCCCUGAAGGCUUUGGUGUGAAGAAGACUUACUACAAUGGAAUCAGUCUCUUCGAUAACCCAAUCAACUACUGGGAGGUGGAGCCAGCAACCUUCCGCUGUGUCAGCAAUGGGAUGGCCAUACAGUUUGGCAACCACAAGAAGUAGUGCAGGGGAGGGAUACACGCAACUUAGUUGCUUUGUUAAACGAUUCAAAAACAAUGUAUUGAUGGGAAGAGACUGAUGUUAAACGAUUCAAAAACAAUGUAUUGAUGGGAAGAGACUGAUGUUAAACGAUUCAAAAACAAUGUAUAGAUGGGAAGAGACUGAUGUUAAACGAUUCAAAAACUGUAUUGAAGGGAAUAGACUGAUGUUAAAUGAUUCAAAAACAAUGUAUUGAUGGGAGGAGACAGAUGUUAAAGGAUUCAAAAACAAUGUAUUGAUGGGAGGAGACUGAUGUAUGGUAAAAGGACGCCAACUAAAACACAGCUGAAGUCUGUUUUGCAUGCAUGGUAGUAUAUUGGGGUAUAUUGGAUGCUGUUGAAUAUUGGAAAGAAGUGGAACAUUCUUAUUGUCAUAAUUUAAUGAAAUAAUCUAUCAAUCAAAUGUAUUUCAAUAACAAUUUUGUUCUCCAUGCCAUUUAGGCCAAAUUUAGUCUGGUCCAUGGCAAUUUGUCAUUCUCUUUGAUUAUGUUCUAUGUUCAAAUGGCCUCUAAUCUCACAUCUGAUCUCAUGUUUUGGGUAUAUAAUAUAUUUGAAAGCACCUUGAUUAUGAAUUGAUUACUCUUAUAAACUUU
This is a messenger RNA of Esox lucius (northern pike), 1944 nucleotides long. RefSeq names its product biglycan a (gene bgna). The record is from RefSeq and is a predicted model, not a curated record. Lineage: Eukaryota; Metazoa; Chordata; Actinopteri; Esociformes; Esocidae. The coding region runs from base 183 to 1316 and encodes 377 amino acids. Gene Ontology annotation, molecular function: protein binding. The transcript is spliced from 8 exons.